This is a messenger RNA of Xyrauchen texanus (razorback sucker), 2059 nucleotides long. RefSeq names its product acetylcholine receptor subunit alpha. Gene Ontology annotation, biological process: nervous system process; monoatomic ion transmembrane transport; signal transduction. The record is from RefSeq and is a predicted model, not a curated record. The transcript is spliced from 9 exons. Gene Ontology annotation, cellular component: synapse; postsynaptic membrane; neuron projection. Gene Ontology annotation, molecular function: acetylcholine-gated monoatomic cation-selective channel activity; transmembrane signaling receptor activity. Lineage: Eukaryota; Metazoa; Chordata; Actinopteri; Cypriniformes; Catostomidae. The coding region runs from base 202 to 1575 and encodes 457 amino acids.
AACUGUACCCUUAAGAUACUGAUUUGAUUAUAAGCCUAGCACGUGUUGCAAUGUUUGUCUCACGCUUUGACUUGACAGCUGCUAGCUCGUGCCGCAAUACUGCUCAACCCACAGCCAGAACGCAAGGAUCAUUUAGGCUGUGCUUGCUCUUAUAAACGUUUUAAAUAUUCAGAGACUUCACGGACUUUAUCACUACUGGAAAUGAAUUACUUCAUAUUGUUUAUUCAAAUCAUUUCACUUUCUUCGUUUGGACCAGCACUGUGCUCGGAAGAUGAGACAAGAUUAGUAAAGACUUUGUUUACUGGAUACAACAAAGUGGUCCGUCCUGUCAGCCAUUUUAAAGAUCCAGUGGUCGUCACUGUAGGACUACAACUCAUUCAGCUUAUCAGUGUGGAUGAAGUUAAUCAGAUUGUCACCAGUAAUGUACGACUAAAGCAGCAAUGGAAGGAUGUUAAUCUCCAGUGGAAUCCCGAUGACUAUGGUGGCAUCAGAAAGAUCAGAAUUCCCUCCACUGACAUCUGGAAACCUGAUUUAGUACUCUACAACAAUGCUGAUGGAGACUUUGCCAUUGUUCAUGAGACAAAGGUCUUGCUGGAGUACACGGGUAUGAUAACAUGGACUCCUCCUGCCAUCUUCAAGAGCUACUGUGAGAUCGUGGUCCUUCACUUCCCCUUCGACCUGCAGAACUGCAGCAUGAAACUUGGAACUUGGACCUAUGAUGGCAACUUAGUUAUCAUAAACCCAGACAAUGACAGGCCAGACCUCAGUAACUUCAUGGAGAGUGGAGAGUGGGUGAUGAAGGAUUACAGGAACUGGAAGCAUUGGGUAUAUUACGCUUGCUGUCCGGAUACACCCUACCUGGACAUCACCUAUCACUUCCUCCUGCUCCGACUUCCACUCUACUUCAUCGUCAAUGUCAUCAUUCCUUGCAUGCUGUUUUCCUUCCUCACUGGCCUUGUGUUCUACUUGCCCACAGACUCUGGUGAAAAGAUGACCCUCAGUAUUUCUGUCCUGCUCUCUCUGACUGUGUUCUUGCUGGUGAUUGUUGAGCUGAUCCCCUCCACCUCGAGCGCUGUUCCCCUUAUUGGCAAAUACAUGCUCUUCACCAUGAUCUUUGUCAUUGCCUCCAUCAUCAUCACUGUGAUUGUCAUCAACACACACCACCGCUCCCCUAGCACACACACAAUGCCCGCCUGGGUCCGCAAGAUCUUCAUAGACACCAUUCCAAACCUGAUGUUUUUCUCCACAAUGAAGCGACCAUCACAGGAACGGCAAGACAAACAUCUCCUUCCUGCUGAUUUUGACAUCUCUGACAUUUCUGGGAAACCCACGCCAGCCUCUGUCACUUACCACUCUCCCAUAACCAAAAAUCCAGACGUACGUAGUGCCAUCGAGGGUGUUAAAUACAUCGCGGACACCAUGAAAAGCGACGAGGAGUCCAACAAUGCUGCAGAGGAAUGGAAGUUUGUUGCUAUGGUACUGGAUCACAUUCUUCUAUGUGUGUUCAUGGCAGUGUGUAUUAUUGGCACACUCGGUGUGUUUGCCGGACGCCUGAUCGAGCUCAGCAUGCUGUGAGAGCCCAAAAGAAGCCAGGGACUGCAGUGAAAUUCCAGCCUCAGCCGAACUGUCCUAAAGUGCCUGCCCAGACCAGAUGUAAAUGGAACAGAGAGAUUAGUCAACAACUGGAAAAUAAGACUCACAUUCACAGACACCCCCCUGCUCACUUCUUUCUUCAUGAUUGUCAGUAUAGUGUAUGCAUUUGUAUCUGCAAAACUUGACAGAAUGGAUCUGACCAUAAGCACAGAAAUAUGACAAUGUGUGGCAUUACUUUAUGUAGGGUUAGAUUAUGUUUUAUUCAAUAUACUUUGUAUGUUAGAUUUUCCCAAUGUGUUUUGGUUUUGGCUGUUAUGAAGACAACUGUUAUUGGUCUGUUUUCCAUGCUUGGUAGCCAAUGUACUUGAAUGGCUUGAAAUAUAUGGCAAAAACGAUUAAAGAGAAGACAUUUAAUAAACUGUAUUUGAUUCUAUAAAACAGCAUAUUAAACAAGAACUAAACCUAA